AUGUGUGGAAGCUGCGCCGCAGAGCGGAUCUCUCUCUCGGCUGAAGACCGUGUCCGGGCUGCAGCUCGUGUCUCUGCUCUUUAACUCUCUCACAUCGAGCAUCAUGGAGGAAUUAAGUAGUUGACGUUUCCUUUCYCUUCCUAAGCUUUCUUCCCGUCCGAUCAUCGCGCUCUUUACCCGGUUUUAGUGACGUUUUGAACUCUUCGACGACCCGUAACCAUGAAGUACAUCAUCGGAAUUGGCGGAGUUACCAACGGAGGAAAGACCACCCUGACCAACAGGCUGAUCAAGACCCUGCCCAACUGCUGCGUGGUCCACCAGGAUGACUUCUUCAAGCCCCAAGAUCAGAUUGAAGUUGGUGAAGAUGGCUUUAAGCAGUAUGAUGUCAUCACUUCUCUGGACAUGGACGCCAUGAUGAGCACCAUCCAUGCGUGGCUGGACAACCCGGUGAAGUUCGAGAAGUCUCACGGCGUUAACAACACCCUGGAUACUGAAAUCAUCCCCAAGUCUGACACCCAGAGGGAGGAGGAGGAGGACACCCACAUCCUGAUUGUGGAGGGCUUCCUGCUUUACACCUACGAGCCUUUGAUCGACGUGCUGAACCAACGCUACUUUAUUUCCAUCCCGUACGAAGAAUGCAAAAACAGGAGGAGAUCCAGAAACUACACAUUUCCUGACCCCCCCGGGCUGUUUGACGGCCACGUCUGGCCCAUGUACCUGAAACACAAGAACAUCAUGGAGGACUCAGGUGUUGAUGUUGUGCAGCUAGAUGGAACCAUGUCAAAGGAGCAGCUCUUCAACUUUGUGUUUGGUGACGUCAUGAACCUGAUGCAGAAAUGUCUCUAACAAAGGUCAUCUGAUCGGCUCCAGAAAACAUUCACUCCGUCUGCAACCAGAAGACCAACUUGCCUUAACUUCCUGCGUGGCGGCUGACCUGGGCGGCCAUGUUUUUAUUUUUAUGUUUAACAGCUUCAGACGCUGCAGUGAUUUUUAUAUCAUAUUUAUUAUUUGUCACAGAGGAAAUGUUAGCAUGGUUGCAUUAUGUCAAUAAAUGAUCCUUCUGCCA
Austrofundulus limnaeus is the source of this 1066-nucleotide messenger RNA. RefSeq names its product muscle-specific beta 1 integrin binding protein 2 (gene mibp2). The coding region runs from base 220 to 846 and encodes 208 amino acids. The transcript is spliced from 8 exons. NCBI's taxonomy places the organism in Eukaryota, Metazoa, Chordata, Actinopteri, Cyprinodontiformes, Rivulidae. The record is from RefSeq and is a predicted model, not a curated record.